Boleophthalmus pectinirostris (great blue-spotted mudskipper) is the source of this 3491-nucleotide messenger RNA. RefSeq names its product rabaptin, RAB GTPase binding effector protein 1 (gene rabep1). The transcript has 16 exons. Gene Ontology annotation, molecular function: GTPase activator activity; growth factor activity. The record is from RefSeq and is a predicted model, not a curated record. Gene Ontology annotation, cellular component: intracellular membrane-bounded organelle. The annotation marks the transcript as partial. Lineage: Eukaryota; Metazoa; Chordata; Actinopteri; Gobiiformes; Gobiidae. Gene Ontology annotation, biological process: endocytosis.
GCAGAGGAGCUGAAGCGUCAGAUGGCGGCGCUGGAGCAGUCUCAGUCGCAGUUGUCGUCGGUGCAGACGCAGCUGGAGCAGGCGCAGACGGAGCUGGAGCAGGCGCGCGCCGAGAUGGAGACCAUCAAAGCCGUCGCCACCGUGUCCGAGAACACCAAACAGGAAGCCAUCGACCAGGUCCGGCAGCAGUGGCAGGAGGAGGUGGCGUCUCUGCAGGCCAUCAUGAAAGACACCGUGCGGGAGUACGAGGUCCAGUUCCACCAGCGUCUGGAGCAGGAGCGCGCUCAGUGGAACCAGUACAGAGAGGCCAUGGAGCGGGAGGUGGGCGACCUGAGGAGGAGGCUCAGCGGGGGGCAGGAGGAGGAGAACCUGGAGGAGGAGAUGAAGAAGGCUCAGGAGGACGCAGACAAGCUUCGCUCGGUGGUGAUGCCGAUGGAGCAGGAGAUCGCAGCUCUGAAGAUCAGACUGAGCUCCUCUGAGGAGAGGGUCAAGGAGCUGGAAGCCUCCAAGGUGAAGGAGCUGAACCACGUCCUGGAGGCGGAGAAGUCGUGUCGGACGGACCUGGAGAUGUACGUGGCUGUGCUCAACACCCAGAAGUCUGUGCUGCAGGAGGACGCCGAGAAGAUGAGACGAGAGCUCCACGAAGUGUGUCAUAAGCUGGAGCUGGAGCGGCAGCAGCAUAAUCAGCUGAAGCACACGUGGCAAAGGGCCAAUGAUCAGUUCCUGGAGUCUCAGCGUCUCCUCAUGAGGGACAUGCAGAGGAUCGAGAGCGUCCUGUCCUCAGAGCAGCUGCGCCAGGUGGAGGAGAUGAAGAAGAAGGACCAGGAGGAGGACGAGAAGCAGAGGCUGAGUCUGGUGAAGGAGCAGCACGAGGACGACACGGCGGACAUGACGGAGCCCACGGAGGAGCUGUUUCUGAGCGUGGAGGAGUCUCAGGUGAACCUCAGUGCCCACGGGUCCCUGCACUCGCUGGACACAGACGUGGGGACGCCCGUGGACCCGUACAAGGACAGUCUGAGGAGGGUCCAGUCCACGGACAGUCUGGGCUCGUCCGCGUCGCCGCCGCAGCAGCAGCAGCAGCAGGGUCUGGGCGGACACAACCACAAAGCCAAGUCCGCCGGCCACCUGGACGAGUCGGACUUCGGCCCCCUGGUGGGCGCGGACGGCGUGGCGGACGGCGGCUUCGGCGACGCCUCCUCCCUCAGCUCCAUCAAACUGACCGCCAGCCACUUCCUCCUGACCAAAGACCAGGAGAAGGCCAUCAAAGCCAUGACGCCGGAGCAGGAGGAGACGGCCUCGCUGCUCUCCAGUAUCUCCCAGGCCCCGGACACGGCCUACCUGCCCCCCGCCGGGUACAGGCUGGUCAGCGACAGCGAGUGGAACCUUCUGCAGCAGGAGCUGAAGAACGCCGGGCGAAAACUGGGACGCAGGUGUGAACUCUGCUCCAACUACGAGAAGCAGCUCCAGGCCAUUCAGGGUCAAGAGGCGGACACACGAGACCAGGUGAAGAAGCUGCAGCAGAUGCUCCGACAGGCCAACGACCAGCUGGAGAGGACCAUGACGGAGAAACAGAACCUGGAGGAGUCCAUCAAACUGGGCAACGAGGAGACCACAGCUAAGGUGGCGGCGUUGACUCAGAGGGUGCAGGAGUCGGAGUCUCUGCUCGGGGCUCUGCAGGACGCCUUCAGUGACGCCAAACGCAGCACGCAGGAGCAGAUGAGUGCGCUGGUGCAGUCCCGGGAGCAGCUGGUGGAGGAGCUGAGUCGCCUCCACCGAGACAACGAGAAUCUCCAGGGCAAAAGACGCCUCCACACGGAGCUGCAGCAGCAAGAGGACUUCAGCAUGCCCACCUCCGUCAGUGACCUGCAGGACCUGGUGGUGUGUCUCCGCGAGGACCUGGUGACCCUCAGGGCUGCGGCGGAUCAUCUGGAGGAGAAGCUGAAGGCGGAGAUCCUGUUCCUGAAGGAGCAGAUCCAGGCCGAGCAGUGCCUCAAGGACAACCUGGAGGACACGCUGCAGCUGGAGAUCGAGGGCUACAAGGAGGAGAUGGCUUCGUUCUCGAGCAUAAAGUCGGAGCUGGAGCGAGUCAAGGCCGAGAAGGAGCAGUUACAGAACAGUGUGACUGAGAGGACUGAGGCUCUGGAGACUCUGCAGAACCUGAAGAACAACCUGGAACAACAGAUCUCUGAGCUCACCUCCACCAAGGCGGCGCUGGAGACUCAGGUGUCGGAGGAAAAGGCCAAAGCCCAGAGGCUCCAGACGGAGCUGGACGUGAGCGAGCAGGUCCAGAAGGACUUCGUCAAACUCUCUCAGACGCUGCAGGUCCAGUUGGAGAGAAUACGACAGGCCGAGUCUUUGGACCGAAUCAAAGUCAUCCUCAACGACACCAACCUGACGGACAUCAACCAGCUCCCGGAGACAUGAUGGCCCCGCCCCCCUCGCCGCCGUCUACCACUGCAACGCCGACUAACAGGCCCCGCCCCCUCGCCGCCACCACCGCCGCCGCCGCAAAGGGACGGGGGCCGACGGCGGGACGAGCACACGGGCGCCGCGGGGCCGGAGGGACUCGACUCAUGUACAUAAGACGGACAGAGGACGGACGCCUUUCUACUGUAGUUAGCGCAACCAAAAACAAAACCGUUUUUUUUUUUUCCAGCACUUUGUCGGGGUGUUUGUGCGCGGCUUCUAACACCCCCCCCCUCGCUCUCGCCCCCUGCUGUUCCCCCCGGGUUUUACACGACGCUCCACUUCACACAAAAGGCUCAUUUAUGCUCCGCGUUCGUCCUCUCGUGCUUCUGUCUCAGGUCGAGUUUGUCGAAUCUGAGGAACGGAGCAGAACCUGAACCGACCACCAGGGGGCAGGAGUGAACACAGUGUCGUAGUGAGAACUUAAAGGGCUUAUUUUACCCUAGUUUUUGAACUAUAAGAGGCUCCGGAGUUUAAGUCGCAGCAGCCGAAAAAUGUGUAAUGAAAACGAAAAAAAAACAUAUAAGUGUCACUUUUGUAUUUAAUAAAAUGAGAGGAGCCGACGUUUCCUGUUAGAAUUCCUCCAGUUAGAAUUAUUCGGGCUUUUCUGAAUCCGUGUUUCAUUCGUUUAUUCAUUUUUCAAAAUAAAACUAAGAAUAAGAAAACGAAAAAACAAAUAUUUUCUUCAUUAUUUGUCUCCAAAACCAAAAUGAAAAAAAAAAACUGAAAAUGAUUCCUUUUUGUCAGUUUUCGAUUUUGUGUUUAAAUGAAAAAUGGGAAAAACAGAUAAUGGACUGAACCAGGUCCGAGACCGGAACCAGACCAAGACUGAGAUCAGGACUUAGACCAGGACUGAAAACGGUUUAGUCCUGGUUCAGUCUGUUAUCUCAGUUUCAUGUAAACAGGAAAUGGCUGAAUCUGUGUGUCGUUCGUUCAUUCGUUUUUCAAAAUAAAACCAAAAAUAAGAAAACGAAACAACAAAUAUUUUCUUCAUUAUUUUUCUCCAAAACCAAAAUGAAAAAAAA